GUUACAGUGGAAAAGUUUCACAACAGUCUCUUCCCAACUUUUUACAUUUUGGCUUUUUCAACUUUUCCUUCCAUCCAGCUAUUGUCGGGGUCCGAGCGUUUCUCACCUUCUAUCUAGAUUAUACUCCUAAACCACGUGUUAAUAUGGCCGCUAAUCACCUCUUGCUAAGCCUCCCCUUAUAAAAUCUCAGCUUUAUGCCUGCUUAUCCUCAUCAUUUCCUCAUAAUUCACCAGCAGCUAGGUAUCUUCAUUCUUCUGUUGCUUUUGAGCAGUAUUGAGAGAAGAAUGUAAAUAUAGAUGUUUGCCUACCCAAGAGCAGUAGAUUGAGGAUGAAGUGGUAUUCUGGAUCCAUGUGUGGAAAGAGAUCUGCUAUGGUCUGCUUGAUUCUGAAGAUCUUCUUAGUUUAUCUCUUGAUUUUGGCUGUUCAAUUUUCUUAUGGGGCUAACCCAGGAGAUGUUGCUGCAAUUAUGACUUUGUAUACUGCUUGGGGGUCUCCUCCUCUUCCUGGAUGGGGUGUUGAUCAAGACCCUUGCAAUGGGAAAUGGCAAGGUGUCAUAUGCGAGGAUACAAAUAUAGCUUCAAUUACGAUCAAUAGUGCAAAUUUGAGAGGUGAAUUAGGGGAUAAAUUAGGAGCAUUUUCUUCUAUCAAAACGAUUGAUCUGAGCAAUAAUUUGAUUGGAGGCUCAAUUCCAUCAUCUCUACCGGUUACCUUGCAAAACCUUUUCCUUUCAGAUAACCAGUUUACUGGAAGUAUUCCCGAAUCUUUGUCUUCCCUGACUCAAUUAUCAGCCAUGUCUCUGAAUGAGAACCUUUUGACUGGAGAUAUUCCUGAUGCCUUUCAAGGACUUACUGCCUUGGUCAAUUUAGAUUUAUCUACUAACAACUUAAGUGGGAGAUUGCCGCCAUCACUAGGAAACACAUCUGCAUUGACAACUCUUCAUUUGCAGAACAAUCAACUUUCUGGUUCUCUUGAUGUAUUGCAAGAUCUCCCCCUCAGAGAUUUAAAUAUAGAAAAUAACCAGUUUUCUGGCCCAAUACCACAGCAACUCAUGUCAAUUCCAAAUUUCAAGAAGGAUGGAAAUCCUUUCAACAGCAGCAGUGUUCCUCUACUUCCACCACCCUCCACGACACCUCCUCCAGUACCACCAUUCUUUUCUAGGGGCCCCACUUCUGCACGCCCCCCACCGAAGUCUGAAAGCAAACCUCCAAAACAGGCUGAUGGACCAUCAGCAUCGGGCCAAUCAAAUUCCAAUAGGAGCAAAAAGUCAUCCAGGAAAAGGGUAGUUUUGAUAUCUAUUGCAUCAGUGUUGUCCUUCAUAAUGCUGAUAUUAGCUAUACUGCUUUGUUUACCGAAGCGCCAGAGGCAAAGACCAGUGACUCAAAGAAUUCCCAAACGGCAUGAAAUAGCUCCAUAUACAGGACCUAGAGAGAGAACCUUGGAGAGUGGCUCCUUGGAGCAACCUGGCUCUGAUAUAGAGAAAGCAGCUCCUCCAACAGUAAGGCCAAAAGAGGAGGAACGUUCAAGAAGGACAGCAAUUAUAGAAACCCUUAGGGCUUUGCCCAAGGACAACAAUGAGAUUAAUCCAAGCAGAUUUGAUAUUGAUUUGAUGAUACCGCCACAGCCGCCGCCACCUCCGCCUGUAGAAGAGAGGGUUGUUGUUCUACCAAUCCCACCUGCUGAAGAAGCUGUACAGAAGCGCUCGAACAGGCCACUACCUCCUACCUCUGCAAAGACAUACACAAUAGCUUCUCUUCAGCAAUAUACUAACAGCUUUUCUCCAGAUAACCUUAUUGGAACUGGAACUCUAGGAGAUGUUUAUAAGGGAGAACUCCCUGGUGGCAAGUUUCUUGCUGUCAAGAAACUGGACAAAAGGGUUUGCAGCCAACCUGAGGAUGAGUUUUUUGACCUAGUAAACAAUAUUGAUAGGAUUCGGCAUGCUAAUGUUGUGGAGCUCAUGGGAUACUGUGCAGAGCAUGGUCAAAGGCUCCUUGUUUAUGAAUAUUGCAGUAACGGGACAUUGCAGGAUGCAUUGCACUCUGAUGAUGAGUUCGAAAAGGAUUUUUCAUGGAAUGUGCGCAUUAGGAUGGCUCUUGGAGCUGCAAGAGCAUUGGAGUAUCUGCAUGAGGUAUGUGAUCCCCCAAUCGUACACAGAAACUUCAAGUCUGCAAAUGUUCUCCUGGAUGACGAGCUGGCUGUUUACGUGUCUGAUUGUGGUUUGGCUCCAUUGAUAUCAUCAGGAGUUGUCAGUCAGUUGUCGGGACAACUUCUUACAACAUAUGGUUAUGGUGCACCGGAAUUUGAGUCUGGGAUAUAUACUCUAAAGAGUGAUGUUUAUAGUUUCGGGGUGGUGAUGUUGGAACUCUUAACAGGCAGAAUGUCAUAUGACAGGUCACGAGCUCGUGGUGAGCAAUUCUUGGUCAGAUGGGCUAUACCUAAGCUCCACGAUAUUGAUGCCUUGGCAAAGAUGGUCGACCCAGCUCUUCAUGGAAAGUACCCCGUAAAAUCAUUAUCCCACUUUGCUGACAUUAUUUCCCGAUGUGUUCAGCCUGAGCCGGAGUUCAGGCCACAAAUGUCACAAGUUGUGCAAGACAUCAUAGAAAUGAUAAGGAGGGAAUCUGACCAAGAGAUUUGAUGAUGAGCUAGUACAUUAAGUAGUGCCACAUUGGAAAAUUAAGGACAAUUAAAAUUGAAAAAUCAAGAAUGGAUUUUGAACUUGUUGGUAAGCCAACUACUACUGUGUAACCAAAACGAAAAUGGUGCAGACCAGAAGCAUUUCACAAACAAGGUCUUGUGUUGAUAUACCAACCCAAUCCAAGUAUCUACCUUUUUGUUUUUCUUUGUUGCACCUAUCCCAUGGUGUAGUUUUCUUCCCCUUGUAACUUGAAAAUGUAUCAUUCUAGUAUUCAUUUAGGCAACGUGUUGUCCAUGAUGCAUAAGCUCGCUAACCUUUUGGUUUAACAGGCGGCAUUUUCUAUUAGUUACCCUGUAUCUACUGGUUAGUGAAAUUUUGAAGUUGUAUUUGUAUUAAAGCUUCAAUAAAGUUCUACUGAGAAUGUUUUGUGUCCCUUUCUUUUAAAAGAAGAAUGCUUGUUUUUAAAGAAUAGAGGUCUAGGGGCAGCUCCGGUACAAACUAUGUUUAUUGUGUAAAACUAUGUAUAAUGCAUCUUUACACUAUGUUUAUUAGUUUUAUUACCAAAAUUCC
Molecule: messenger RNA, 3202 nt
Organism: Cuscuta europaea
Lineage: Eukaryota; Viridiplantae; Streptophyta; Magnoliopsida; Solanales; Convolvulaceae
Source: the annotation of a GenBank genome assembly